Molecule: messenger RNA, 1673 nt
Organism: Nerophis lumbriciformis (worm pipefish)
Lineage: Eukaryota; Metazoa; Chordata; Actinopteri; Syngnathiformes; Syngnathidae
Source: RefSeq, a predicted model, not a curated record
CUCCACAAAGACGACACGCCAACUGUCUCCUCCACCAAACGUUUCGCUUCAUGACUUUGGAAUUACUAUGCGGUGUUUCGCCAGGAUUUUGCUGUUAUUCCUGUGCCUGGUCGUCAUUGGCGACUGUCGGAGACAAAAAAGCAGAAAAAAACGAUGGUCGACGGAAAAUCACACCUUGGGCACUCCAAAGUCAAAGAAGGCUGCAGAUGGAACCAAAAAUCGGAAGGUGAAGAGCAGCCACAUUCUGCAGAUUGAUGAUCAUGACUUCACCAUGAGACCUGCAUUUGCAGGUCCAGCUGUUCCUGUUGGUGUCGAUGUUCAGGUUGAGAGCUUGGAUAGCAUAUCAGAAGUAGAUAUGGAUUUCACUAUGACCCUGUAUCUGAGGCAUUACUGGAAGGAUGAGAGAUUGGCCUUCCCCAGUUCCACCAACAAGAGCAUGACCUUUGAUGGGCGCCUGGUGAAAAAAAUUUGGGUGCCAGAUGUGUUUUUUGUCCACUCCAAGAGGUCUUUCAUUCAUGACACCACGACUGAGAACAUCAUGCUGCGGGUUUUCCCUGAUGGUCACGUCCUGUAUAGCCUAAGGGUUACAGUGACUGCUGCAUGCAACAUGGAUUUUAGUCGUUUCCCUUUGGAUUCACAGACAUGUACAUUGGAGCUGGAGAGUUAUGCUUACACAGACGAGGACCUGAUGCUGUAUUGGAAGAGCGGUGAUGAGUCCCUAAGUACUGAUGACAGGAUUUCUCUGUCUCAAUUCCUCAUCCAGAAGUUUCAUACAACCUCCAGAUUAGCUUUCUACAGCAGCACAGGCUGGUACAACCGCCUCUACAUCAACUUUACAUUGCGGCGUCACAUCUUCUUUUUCCUGCUGCAGACCUACUUUCCUGCCACUCUCAUGGUCAUGCUGUCCUGGGUGUCCUUCUGGAUUGACCGCAGGGCCGUCCCUGCUCGAGUAUCAUUAGGUAUAACAACAGUGCUGACCAUGUCCACUAUCAUCACUGGGGUCAAUGCCUCCAUGCCCAGGGUCUCCUACAUCAAAGCAGUGGAUAUUUACCUCUGGGUCAGUUUUGUCUUCGUCUUUCUGUCCGUCCUUCAAUACGCGGCCGUCAACUAUCUGACCACAGUCAGAGACGGUAAAGACAGAAAGCUCCGGGAAACAGCGCGAGAACAGCAGACACUUCCCUGCACCUGUGGCAUGCCCCAUGCAAAGACAAUGAUGAUGGAUGGGGCGUACAGCGAGGCAGAUGCCAACAGCCUGGCAGGCUACACCAGGGCUUCUAUGGCAGCUGAGGACACACAAGACAAACAUGAGCAGAUGAUGGUGCAUCUUUCUCUGGACGAGUCUACACUAACCAAGAGGAAGAGUAGCCGCAAUUUUCGGAUAAUCCAGAACACCCACGCCAUUGACACCUACUCUCGCUUCAUCUUUCCUGGUGCCUACACCCUUUUUAACCUUAUAUAUUGGUGUGUGUACUGCUGAAAGACUUAUACUAGAUUUUUCCACUUGCAGUAUGUUCAAUUCAUCCAGCAAGACAACUGAAGAAAAUGAUGUUACCACUGAAAAUCAUUUUAAUUCUGGUUAAACCCUUAAAAUCUACUGGAUUUUUUGCAUAAGUCUGUAGAAAAUAAAUAUAUAUAAUAAAUAAAAAAAUAAGAACAAAACAAUAAAAUUUCAA